GAUAAGAUGAUUGCCAAAGACUUAUCCUCUAUUACUUCAGACUUGACUCACUGUGAGGAGGACCUCUUCAUGACUAGCGCUGAACUUGUAAUUAUCUCAGAACAGGUAGUCAAAGAAUUAAUUCCAACUUGUCAGUUAGUUACCUUUAAUAACAAAUCAUCUGUUAGAACAUCAUCAGUAAAAUCGUCUAUGGCAGACAAACAGGUUCUAGCUUUUAAAAACAUAGAGACAGAGUGUCAAAAAUUCCUUAUAAUCAAAAAGUGA
Messenger RNA from Funneliformis mosseae, 264 nucleotides. NCBI's taxonomy places the organism in Eukaryota, Fungi, Glomeromycota, Glomeromycetes, Glomerales, Glomeraceae. The record is from the annotation of a GenBank genome assembly.